Molecule: messenger RNA, 1302 nt
Organism: Nerophis lumbriciformis (worm pipefish)
Lineage: Eukaryota; Metazoa; Chordata; Actinopteri; Syngnathiformes; Syngnathidae
Source: RefSeq, a predicted model, not a curated record
AUGGCUACCUUGUGUCGCAAUGUGGGAAUUUGCGCCUCUCAUCUACACACAAGCAGUCGUUUCUCUGCCAAACAGCAUUACAAAAUGCUGGUGCUCGGAGGGGGAACUGGAGGAAUUGCAAUGAGUGCUCGCAUGAAACGAAUGCUGGGAGCUGAGAAUGUGGCUGUUGUGGAACCCAGUGAGAUGCACUACUAUCAGCCUUUAUGGACUCUGGCUGGUGCUGGAGCUAAAACUGUGGCUUCAUCAGGAAGGCUUACAUCAAGUGUUAUGCCAUCAGGUGUUAAACUGUUCAAAUCUAAAGUGCAGGAAAUAAAUCCGGACACAAACACGGUGCGCAGCGACGAUGGGACGGAGAUCUCCUACGAGUAUCUGAUUGUGGCUCUUGGGUUGCAGCUCCAUUUUGAGAAGAUCAAAGGUCUUCCUGAAGGAUUUGAACAUCCGAUGAUUGGCUCCAACUAUUCGGUGGAAACUGUGGAUAAAACUUGGAAAGCUCUACAGAAUUUCAAAGAAGGCAACGCUGUGUUCUCCUUCCCAAACACGCCGAUCAAAUGUGCCGGAGCGCCACAAAAGAUAAUGUACCUCACAGAUGCUUUCCUUAGAAAGACAGGAAAGAGGGAAAAAGCCAAUAUUAUUUACAACACAUCACUUCCCGUGUUGUUUGGGGUGAAGAAAUAUGCUGACUCACUUUGGGACAUUGUGAAGCAACGUGAUCUCAAAGUCAACUUGAGGCAGAACCUUAUUGAAGUACGGGCAGACAAGCAAGAAGCAGUGUUUGAAAAUCUUGAUAAACCGGGCGAAACCACAGUCUUUGAGUACGGAAUGCUUCAUGUAACGCCACCCAUGGGACCCAACUCCGUGAUUAAAAAUAGCCCAUUGGCGGAUGAGUCCGGCUGGUUGGACGUCGAUAAAGACAACCUUCAACAUAAAAGGUACCCAAAUGUGUUUGGGAUUGGAGACUGCACGAACCUGCCAACUUCAAAAACUGCUGCAGCUGUAGCCGCACAGUCUGCUGUUCUGAACAGAACUAUCAAAAUGACACUGAAUAACGAGAAACCAGACAAAAAGUAUGAUGGCUACACGUCAUGUCCAUUGGUUACGAGCUACAACACAGUCGUUUUGGCAGAGUUUGACUACAAUGGGCAACCACUAGAAACAUUCCCCAUCGACCAAGGCAAAGAACGGAGACUGAUGUACCACAUGAAAGCUGAUGUUAUGCCUCACCUCUACUGGCACGGACUCCUUAAGGGCUUAUGGGGCGGACCAGAACCAUACAGAAAACUCAUGCAUUUAGGAAUGAAAUGA